UCAAUGGUCAAAAUACCCAAAUUUAUACAAGUUCUCAACCUACGCCAUUGAAUCACCCUUCACAUCCCAAACACACCCAUUAAUACCAGAACAGGAAUCACCACCACCAACCCAAAAUUCAUAGAUUAGGAAUGCCAAUGGACCGAAACCGGAGACCCACAAGCAUUCUUGAAUCCCUUGGAGAAGAAAUCGUCAGAAUCAUAACACCAGUUUCAAUUUGCAUGUUGUUGGUGGUCAUUCUAGUCAGCAUCCUCAGCAAUGACUCAUCUUCUUCAUCAUCGAUCACCACUAUAGCCACGAUCGCUUACACUGAGGACAGCUCAGACUCAUUCUGGGACAAACUCAAAGGUGCCCUUUUGAACUCACUUGUAUUUGUUGCCGUUGUCACUGUUGUUACCUUCCUUUUGGUCCUCCUUUUCUACCUUAGAUGCACCAAGUUCUUGAAAUACUACAUGGGUUUCUCUGCUUUCCUUGUUUUGGGAUUCAUGGGUGGUGAAAUUUCUUUGUUCUUAAUCCAAGAUUUCAGCUUUCCUAUUGAUUGCAUCACAUUUGUGUUGGUUUUGUUUAAUUUCGCUGUUGUUGGAGUGAUGGCUGUGUUCAUGUCAAAAAUGGCCAUUUUGGUGACACAAGCUUAUUUGGUUGCUAUUGGGGUGUUGACUGCUUAUUGGUUUACUCUUUUGCCUGAAUGGACCACUUGGAUGCUUUUGGUUGCCAUGGCACUCUAUGAUCUUGCUGCAGUUUUGUUGCCCGGUGGGCCAUUAAGGCUCUUGGUAGAGCUUGCAAUGUCGAGGGAUGAGGAUAUCCCAGCUUUGGUUUAUGAGGCUCGGCCUGUUACUCACCAUGAAUCGGGUGCGAGACCUGGGGUAAUUCAGAGGAGGGUGUGGAGAGAUGGGAGGGGUAUUGGUUCUGAUCUGAAUGAAAAUACUAAUUCUGGAUCUAAUUCUAAUUUGGAUGCCAAUUCUUCAACUCUUGGAUCACUUUUAGCUGUAGGAAGCGGCCAAAAUGAGAGAAAUUCCGUUAAUAUUGAAGAGGGGUGGGUUAGAGAUUCUGAUCUCUCUGCACCAUUGAUUGAACAAAGACUAAAUGUUCAGAUGCAUUUACAGGAAAAUGUUGUGUCGAGGGAAAAUUUGGCGCUCGAGGGUAUUGGGUUGGGAUCAUCUGGUGCGAUAAAACUGGGGCUGGGGGACUUCAUCUUCUACAGCGUUUUAGUUGGAAGGGCAGCAAUGUAUGAUUUUAUGACAGUUUACGCAUGCUAUCUUGCUAUCAUAGCCGGUCUUGGUGUUACUCUAAUUCUCCUUGCAUUUUAUCAGAAAGCUUUGCCUGCUCUACCGGUGUCUGUCAUGCUAGGUGUAUUGUUUUACAUUUUAACUCGAUUAUUACUUGAAGCUUUUGUCGUACAAUGUUCUAUAAACCUCUUGAUGUUUUAGAAAAUGUAACAUUUUAUGUUAGCUAUGGAAUUCAUGGUUCUUGCGGCAAAUUGUGUGCCCUCUAUCAAGAUCUUUUAAAUUUUUAUUUUUAUUUAUUUAUAAAAAAAUGUGUUUAGAACUGUGAGUGCAACUAACUUCUUAAAAGAAA
Molecule: messenger RNA, 1575 nt
Organism: Cornus florida
Lineage: Eukaryota; Viridiplantae; Streptophyta; Magnoliopsida; Cornales; Cornaceae
Product: presenilin-like protein At2g29900
Exons: 1
Coding region: 132-1427 (431 amino acids)
Biological process (GO): protein processing
Cellular component (GO): membrane; nucleus
Molecular function (GO): aspartic endopeptidase activity, intramembrane cleaving
Source: RefSeq, a predicted model, not a curated record